Molecule: messenger RNA, 3786 nt
Organism: Heterostelium album PN500
Lineage: Eukaryota; Evosea; Eumycetozoa; Acytosteliales; Acytosteliaceae
Product: tetratricopeptide repeat protein
Exons: 5
Coding region: 1-3786 (1261 amino acids)
Biological process (GO): regulation of transcription by RNA polymerase II
Cellular component (GO): nucleus
Molecular function (GO): DNA-binding transcription factor activity, RNA polymerase II-specific; RNA polymerase II transcription regulatory region sequence-specific DNA binding; protein binding
Source: RefSeq, a predicted model, not a curated record
AUGACCACAAAUAUGGUUAAUAGUAGUAAUAGUUUAAAUACUACUGCUGCUUUAAGUAAUAGUAAUAGUAAUCAAGAUAGUAAUCAAGAUAAUAAUGAAAUUAAUAAUCUAAGUGAUAGUAAUAGUAAUGAUAGCUUAGAUAGUAAUACAGAUAGUGUAAAGAAUGAUGAUACUGAACCAUCUAGUUCAACAACAACAGCAGAUUCUACAUCACUAAGUAAUCAUCAUUUACACAAGAUCGAUCCAAAGGCAUUCUUACAACAGAAAUCAAACAAUAGUUUAAGUUUCAACACGUUCUUUCAACAUAACAUGGUAAAGAGUUUAAGAUUACUUAAAAGAUAUAACAAUAGAAAUAGUAGUAGUAGUAAUAGUAAUAACAAUAACGAUAGUAAAUUAAAUUCAUCAAAGACUGUUAAACCAGAAGGAAAUAAUCAUUAUUCUUCAUUCUUUAAUGGAAAUAGUAGCAAUAGUAACAAUAACAGUAGAGAUAACGGUUUUAGAAAUGACAAUACCAAUAAUUCAAUAUUUAAUUACAACGGUAGUGGUAAUGGUGGUGGUGUUGGUGGAUCAAUCAGCAGCAGCAGCAACAACAAUGAACAUGCUUUGGUCAUACCUUUUAGAAUAGAUGAUGACGACGAUGAUGAUGAUCCAAUACUCUCAAUUGAUAAUAUUGUAUUGAAAAAGAAUAAUAACAGUAACAAUAACAACAACAACAAUAAUAAUAGUGUUGACUAUAGUGAUGCAGAUGAUGAUGACAAUGAUGACUCUAUAGAUUCAUCAGAUGAAGAUGAGUUACUUGAAGACGAUGAAGAUGAACUACUAGAUGAAUUUGACAAUGGUGCUAUCGUUGGUGAUGAAGAUCACUAUGGAGAUGACGACGACGAUGAAGACGAAGAUGAUUUAAAUUCAAGUGGAAAUGAUAUGCCAGAAUAUACUAAAUCAUAUAGUUUGUUUGGUAGUGACAAUAGUCCACAUUUCUUUAAGAAUCUCAUUCAUCCAGUGUCAGAGUUGAAUGCGCAUGUCUUGGUACAUAACGAUCGUAAUAAAUGGACGAGUAACAGUGGUGGUUAUUUCAGGGGAAAUAGUGGUAGUGCAAGAGGUCAACAACAACAACAACAACAACAACAGAGUCAACAUAGUCCAAAACAACAACAAAGUCCUCAACAAAGUCAACAACAACAACAAUUUAGUAGUGGUAGUGGAUUCAAUGGAUUCAUUCCAUCUUUUGCCACUGCAAGUAAUAAUAAUGGAUUAUUACCACAACAGCAACAGCAACAAUCAUUUGAGACAUCAUCGAGUUCUGCCGCUCAACAGAUGAAACUACUUCCUUCAGAGAGUCGUUAUUUCAUUAUAACCUAUUUGAAUCAAGGAUUCUCAUUGGAACAAUGUUUGUAUGCUCUGUUGAUUUCCAAUCACGAUCACUCCAUUGCUUCACAAUGGUUGUUGCAAUUGAAGCAGAAUUUCUUUAACAACUGGCAUUCUUUCUCACCGAAUGUAGCUACUCAACAACAACAACAGCAAUUCUCACCUACUCUUACACCUGGAGGAAUAACACCAACAUUAUCAUCAUUAACAUCACCUUCAUUAUCUGAUAUCAAUAAUAUUAGUAAUAAUAAUAAUAAUUCAGAACAUACAUUACAACAAUUACCAUCACCAUUUACACCAAUUAAUCAAACAGUAUCAUUACCAAAUUCACCAAGUUUUAAUAUGAAUAUUGAUGAAACCAACAAACAAAUCAACAAUAUCAUAUCGAAUCUUAAUCAGAUAUCAAACAAUCAAUCUAAUCAACCUAAACCCAAUAAUAACAAUGGUGUUGGUACUUCAAAUAACAAUUAUAAGACAAUGGUGUAUCCACCUACAACAUCAUCACCACCAUCAAAACAAAGUAAAGUUGAGAAAUUGCAACAACAGCAACAAAAACAACAACAAGAUGCACAAAAGACAACCUCAAAUAAUAAUAAUAAUAAUAAUAAUAGUAAUCAAAUUAAAGAAGCAAAUAGAUUAUAUUCUUUAGGUAUACAAUAUUUAAAACAAAAAGAUUAUGAAAAGGCAUUAGGUAUGUUUGAUAAAUCAUAUGAUAUCAAUCCAACUACUCAAUCAAAGAAUAAGGUAUUUGAAUUGGCAAAUCUUAUUAUUAAGAAUAAAAAUAGUCAACAACAACAACCUCAACAAACAACGACAACAACAGCAACAACAACAACAACAACUGUCAUUCCAACAAACAAUCAUCAUCCACCACAAUCGAAAAAGUCUGAUACAAAGAUAGCAGAGGAAAAGAAGGAAAAAGAAAAGAGAAAAGAAAAAGAAAAGGAAAUAGAAAAGGAGAGGGAGAAGGAGAAAUUAAAAGAGAAAGAAAAAGAAAAACAAAAGGAAAAGGAAAAACAACAAAUAGGAGAUGAGAUGUCGAUCGGUGGUGGUGGUGGAAAAUCUUUAGCUUUGGUCGAUGAUGUAGAUUCAGAUUUAAAUUUCAAUGGUAAAGGCGAGGAACAAGAAACAAAGGAGGCAAAAGAAAAGAGAAUCUCAUUAAAGGCACAGAGAAAAGAAGAGAGACGAAAGGAAAGGGAGGAGCGCGAACAAAAGGUGACUAUGGAACUGCGUGCCAAACAAGAGCAACACGAAAAGGAGUUGCUAAAGAUGAUAGAGAUCGAACAACUCGAGAAGGAGAAGAAAGAGAUUGAGGAAAGAGAGUUGCGCAGACAGCGUGAGAUUGAGCGAGUCGAACGCGAAAAGACGUUGGAGCGUGAGAGAAUCGAGUAUGAAAGAGAGUUGGAGCAGCGUACUUUGCUUGAGAAACAACAGAAAGAGGAUCGUGAAAGAAAGGAGCGUGAAAAGCGAAGACAACUUCGUGAGCGUAGAAAAGAGGAACAACUUCGUAUUCAAAUGGAAAUCGAGAGAGAAAGAGUCGAGCGUGAAAAGGAAAGAGAGAAACUAUUGGAGUUGGAGAAGGAACAGAAAUCAAAGUUGAAACCAAAGAGAAUUAAACAUUCAAAAAAUAAGGAACAAGAUUUAAUGAAUGAAUCAAAGUUUGUUAAUCCAGAUGGUUCAAUUAUUUAUCUUGAUGAAAUUCCUGAUUUAAUUAGUGAUGAAGAUGAUGAGGAUGAAGAUAUUCAACAACAACAACAACAACAAGAUCAACAACAAUUAAUAUUACAACAAUUACAACCAAUGAAAUCAAAUAACAAUAAUGAAGAUAAAGAUCAUAAUAAUGGUGAUGUUUUAUUAUCAAAAGAGAAACCACAACAAGCAUCAACUGCAUCGUCCUCAACGCAGAGUAAAUCAACAGGAGUCAUCAAGAAGAAAUCUUUAUCAAAGUCACCAAAAGAAAGAUAUCCCGAUAUGAUGGAUGAGAUACCUGAUCUUAUCAACGAUGACAUUGAAUAUAGUAUCAGACCUAGAAAGGCAUUGCUCACAAGACAUCCAGUCAAUACCGCCAAUGGUCAGCCAACUGAAAGUCAAUCAAUCUGGAGAUCAACGAUCGGUUUAGUCUGGUGGCUUGUCAAGAUGUUCACACUUCCUCUCAUGAGUAUACUUGUUAAGAUAUUCUUUGGAUUCAACUAUAAAUAUUGUAAAUGUUGUGAUUCGUUCCAUGAUAUGACACCAGUUUCUGGAUUUGUUUGGGGUGAAGGCAAUAGAGUUUUCUUUUUAGGUCAUGACCUAAAGAGAGAAGAUGUUUCAAGCUAUGUUGACAUCUCUUCGCUAAAACAAUUCGACAACCAAACUCAGCACAAGAAGAAAAAGAGUUCACAAAAGAAAAAAAAUGAUAAUAUAAAUAAAGAAAAACAAUAA